Amphiprion ocellaris (clown anemonefish) is the source of this 3471-nucleotide messenger RNA. RefSeq names its product coiled-coil domain containing 66 (gene ccdc66). The record is from RefSeq and is a predicted model, not a curated record. Gene Ontology annotation, molecular function: microtubule binding. Gene Ontology annotation, biological process: cilium assembly. Bases 157 to 2868 code for a protein of 903 amino acids. The transcript is spliced from 22 exons. Lineage: Eukaryota; Metazoa; Chordata; Actinopteri; Pomacentridae. Gene Ontology annotation, cellular component: microtubule; cilium.
GUCGUUGCCAGCAACCAACGUACACAAUUUUAGCACCGAGUAAAUGCCAUGUUUGUCAGUGCAGUCACUCGGAGGCAGAUAAAAGUGGUAUCAUAAGCUGUGAAUUAUGUGUGUUUUAUAAAGCUGCGGUUUAACGGGCCGCUGUUUUCUGUCGGCAUGAAUAUCGGAGAUGGUCUGCUGUUUGAACUAGAAAAUGGAAAACCUCGGUUGAUUUUACUGAGUCAUGGGGCUGAGAAAAAUGCUGCAAAGCAGCCGUCCUUCCGGCCCAGAGCAGCAAACAUCCUGAGCUCCAGGCAGCCGUCCUGCGUAGAGGAGGUGCAUGGAGAGGAGCGUCGACCCCGACAGCCGGCAGGGAGGUACCAGGAGGCCAGGAGUAAAGCCAGAAGAGCAGCUGCCUCCUUCAGCUCCAACAUCACCACUGCUGAGGGGAGGAGCACCACUCUGACUUUAAGCAAGACAAACGAUCAUCACAAAGGGGGCAGCAGUAAAGCGGUGGCCAAGGUAAGAGUCAGGUUAUCCUCUGUGAAGCCAGACAGACAAAAACACAGCGGUACAGUCGGACCCCUCAGAGUCGAUGGGAAAACAGGACCGGCCCAGAACGUCCGGACUGGAGGUGGUGGAAAGGCGGGUCUUAAGGAAGCACUGACCAGUUUAGAUGCAGGACUGAAAGAAAACAUGGUGUGUCUGACCAGUGAGCAGCUCCAGCAGAUCCUCAACACUGUCCAGACCUCCAGCAAUGGUCAGCACCUACCAGAUGACCACCAAGGACCAGGAAAUCAAACUCAAAACUCAAACUGUGGCCCCUCGAUGACUGAAGGAGAAGGAGGAGAGAUGGAGAAGGAAGACGGAGGAAGAGAAGAAGAAUUACAGAAAGGAGGAGGAGAAGAUGAAGCACAAGAAAAAGACAGAAGGUUGUCUGGAUGUCUGUUCAGCUGGAUGGAGUCGGACAGCAGGGUGGCCGUCGACGCCAAGAAGGCUCAAUGGAAGAAAGAACUUGAUGAACAGGUGGCUCUAAAACAGCAGCAGCAGUGUUCAGCCCCUGCAAGACUUCAGGCGGAGGAGGAUGCAGACAGCGUGUUGUCAGUCCAGAGCUACGUCAGCCACAGAGAGCAGCCUGCUGCCAUCAGAUCCAGCCUCAGACUCGGGGAGGUGACUCCAAUGGAGGAGGCGCUGAGUGUGGAGAGGAAAGAAGAGCAGAGGAGGCGCUGGUUGGAGGAGCUGGACCAUCAGCGAGAGGAGACGACUGAACGCAGGAGGCGGGAGAAGCUGCUGCAGAGCCAGACACAGGAUGUCGCACUCUGGGCCACUCACUUUGACUCGCUGCAGAGAAGGCCUCUCGUCCAUCCGGCAGCUCCAUCAGCUCCGACUCCUGCUCAGUUCAGCAACUGUGAGCGAGGGGAGUGGGAGCCGUCCAGCCUGUCCCUGCUGUGGGAGGCCAUGAGCAGCUGUGGAGCAGAGAGUGUCGGGAGAGUCAGUGUGGAUCCAGUCAGCGGAUACCCGACCAGACCCAGCUAUCUGAGGACCAUGACUUCCCUGCUGGACCCCGCCCAGAUCGAGGAGAAAGAGAGGAGGAGGCUCAAACAGCUUGAGCAGCAGCGAGCGAUCCAAGCCCAGAUGGAGGAGCGGCGGCAGCAGAGGGAGCGAGAUCAGGUGAAGAGGAGGCAGGAGGAGGAGGCGGAGGAGAGGAGGGUGAUGCUGGAGAGGGAGAUGCUGCAGAGACAGUACGAGAUGGACACACUGAGGGAGAAGCAGAAGGAGCAGCCAGUUCACCAAGCAGAGCAGCCAAAGAAAGGACAUGAUGACGGUGGACUGCAAGAGACGCUGGAGCCCAGUGUUCCACAACAGGCUGGGGACUUGAAAGAUUCAGCUGUGGCAUAUAAAGACUCUGCUGUACAAACAGCACAUCGUACCCAAAGAUAUUCCGCUACAGCAGCAGAUGCAGUUCUGUCUCUCACAGCAGACAGAGUUGAGACUCCAGUCGUCUCUGCACAGUACCAGCUGCCUCCUCCUCCUCCUCCUGCUCUUCCUCCUCCUGCUCUUCCUCCUCCUCCUCUUCCUCCUCCUCCGCCCACCACUACUCCAAACAGCAAGAGCCGAGCAGCGAGAACAGAGAAGGAGAACAUCUGUCUACCAGCGGGAGGAGACCCAUACGAAGCGUUCGCCAGGAGAGACAAGAAGAGGCCAGAGUGGAACACACAGAGGCCCAGUCGUCGGUUUGUCCCUGCCUCGGAGCGUUACCCGGUCGCUUUGCAGAGGAACCGCCAGGAGAGUCGACUGAAGAGGCAGGCCGAGCUGCUGGCUCUGCAGGAGAGGACCUGUCUGUCCAGGACCGGCCCACCUGUUCAGAACCAGGAGUCUGGUCCCUGCCCCAAACCCUCACAGACCAGAACCAGUCCAACCAGGAAGGUGGAAAACGAUUCCAGCGGACAGAGCAACUCUACAGCCGUCAACACUGAAAGGGGGCGCUCUCCUCCUGUCCCUGCAGUCAGACACAGAGUGCAGAGUCUGCAGGCCUCCACUCCUCCUCCUCCUGUCCUGGAGUUCGUUCCUUACGUCAGGACUGAUGAAGUCUUUAACAUGGACCCUCUGGAGCCUGCUGGCACCCCCCCACCUCAGGCACACACAGGAGCUCCUCCUGCACGUCAGAGUGCAGCGUCUCCUCCUGCUGCUCCUCAUCGAGACCCUCUGCUCCACCCAGAGCUGCUGCGUCCCUCACACACCCAGCGGCAGCAGGAGAUCCUCAGAGGCCUGGCUCAGCUGCGACAGGGUUUACUACAGAAGCAGAGGGAGCUGGAGACAGACCUGAAUCCUCUGCUGAAGCGCCAUGACAACCCGCGCUGGUCGCCCUCGACAACACACCGCAUGUGACCUCUGAGGCUGUUUUCCAGGAGGAAUAUUAACAGUCAACAGGCAGCCGUGUGAUGUUUCAAUCCUCUGAAAUGUCGCACUAAUAAAUAAAAAACAUAAUUCUAAUGCAUUUAUUUUGAAAGUGUAACAGACCUUUUACUGACUCCAUCUGAGAUCUCCUUCAGCAGAAACUUGCUGUCUGGCCUCAUCAUCCCUCCAUGUGAUGCCUCAGAGCCACAACAGAAACACAGCAGCUUAAAACCAACUAGAAAUCUCCUUGAAGUUUGACUAUUUCACAACAAACACCUCAGUGUUUCCUUUAAAUCUGCUGUUUCCUCUUACAGGAUAAUGACAGACUGAUGUUUGACCUGCUGCUCCCUGAGCAACACUUGAUGUGAAGCUUGUAUUUUCAGCAUUGAUGCACUUUCUAUGCGAAUGAACCUGAGUUUGAACGUGUUUCCAGCAGAGAAGCUCCAUCAGAUAGUUUGAAUCAAGAAUGAAAUGUGGUUUAUUUCAGUUUCCUGCUGUUCCUGGUGCUUCUGUGUCAUUUUGUUGUAUUUUGUAAUUAUUCUGUAUUUGUGUAUUUUUUAUUUAUUUUGAAUGUAAUAAACAAUCUAAAGUGGA